Ilex paraguariensis (yerba mate) is the source of this 873-nucleotide messenger RNA. NCBI's taxonomy places the organism in Eukaryota, Viridiplantae, Streptophyta, Magnoliopsida, Aquifoliales, Aquifoliaceae. The record is from the annotation of a GenBank genome assembly.
AUGAUCAGCAUGGCUGUGCAUCGAAAUCUACUUCGUUUACGUGGUUUUUGUAUGACACCAACAGAACGGGUGCUUUUUCAUCCGUUCAUGGUUAAUGGAAGUGUUGCAUCAUGUUUAAGAGAGCGAGGUGAAUCACAGCCACCCCUUGAUUGGCCAAUAAGGAAGCGAAUUGCACUGGGAGCUGCAAGGGGCCUUUCUUAUUUGCAUGAUCAUUGUGACCCUAAGAUAAUUCACCGUGAUGUCAAAGCUGCAAACAUAUUGUUAGAUGAGGAGUUUGAAGCAGUUGUUGGAGACUUUGGGUUGGCCAAACUCAUGGACUACAAGGAUACUCAUGUCACCACUUCUGUACGUCGCACAAUUGGGCAUAUAGCUCCUGAGUACCUCUCCACCGGAAGGGCUUCAGAGAAGACUGAUGUUUUUGGAUAUGGGGUUAUGCUUCUUGAACUCAUCAAUGGGCGGAGUGCUUUCGACCUUGCUCGACUUGCCAAUGAUGAUGAUUUCAUGUUGUUUGAUUGGGUAAAGGGACUUCUGAAGGAAAAGAAGUUGGAAACAUUGGUUGACGCCAAUCUUCAUGGUUAUUAUGUUGAUGAAGAGGUGGAGCAGCUAAUGCAGGUAGCUUUGCUCUGCACACAGACUUCCCCAAUGGAACGCCCCAAGAUGUCGGACGUGGUUAGGAUGCUUGAAGGUGAUGGAUUGGCAGAGAGGUGGAAAGCGUGGCAGAAGAAGGAGAUGUUCCGGCAAGAGGUUAACCACACACCCACCACCCAAAUACUAAUUGCAUCAUUGCCAAUUCAACUUCCAAUCUCCGACCCGUUGAAUUGUCCGGUCCAAGAUGAUCCUUCAAUGGCUCUCUUGUUGGCACAUAAUAUAUAG